AUGCACCCGCGGAACCGCUACAAAGACAAGCCUCCGGACUUUGCAUACUUGGCCUCCAAGUAUCCAGACUUCGAGCAGCAUGUCCACACCAACCUGGCUGGCAGAGCUAUGUGAGUACAGGGGCGUAUUCAUUAGCUACGGAAAUCGUUUACUGUUUAAGAACCAAACGGAAGCAAACAGAACAAAACAAUAGGGCAUAUUGGACAAAUUCAGCUAGCUCCCUCCCCGUUUCUUUCCGGUUGCUUCCACUGAGCUAAAGGGUUGCUUCCAUUUAAUUAACUUUUUGCAACAGAAUCGGCGUAAUGAAUACGCCCCAGUACAUAUGCUGUAGGUCAGUGGUUCCCAACUCAGGUCCUCGAAUAUCCCCAACAGUUCACAUUUUUAUUGUAGCCCCGGAUAAGCACACCUUAUUCAACUUGUCAUCUAAUCAUCAGGCCCUCAAUGAGUUGAAUCUCAGAUAUGUUUGUCCAGGGCUACAACAAAAAUGUGCUGUUGGCGGUACUCAGGGACCGGAGUUGGGAACCACUUCUGUUGACUUAAGACUAGAGUGCCAUUUUGUGCCACUAUUGAUUUGGUGUCACACCAGUAAAACCCAUGUGUGUGGCAGAAUGUUCUUAUUUUAUUUUCUCGAGUGCAAAGUGCUGCCAACUCCCCAAUAUGUUCUCUCAUUACUGUAGCUUUCUCACCUGUGUGUGUGUUCAGAGGAGGUUCAGAGAGUUGGCAGGAGAGAGGCAUCAAAGACAAUUUGAUUUUCCUCUUAGCCUUUUUUAUGGUGUGAUGAUUUUCUCCCGUCCUCUUUCGGAGGGAAUGGGGUCUCUCUAGAUUUGGGAAGGGAUCAAUCAAUGCCUCUGCAGGGACACAUCGCCCAGGGCCCACAUCGCCCAGGGCCCGUCCCAUUGAGGUGACCAUUAUGAUUGGAUGGCUGACAUCCUACUGUGCUAGAGGGUAGGGAGCUGAUGGGGUACGGGUAGGGAGGAGGAGGAGGAGGAGGAGGUGAGGUCACUUUAGGUAUUCAAUGUUCAGUAUUUAGACAGGAUGACAUUAACGGACAUCAUUGCUUACAACCAUGAUGAUUAGUGACCUGGCCAUGUUGGUGCUAUAGUUUGUUACAGACAUUACCCAUAGACACUAGCCUGUGGUUGCUUGUGAGGUUCAUUGGCUACAGAGGAAGAAAAAGGGAUGACUCAAAUGAUUAAUGCAUGCUCUACAGACAGAAUCUCAGCUCUGAUGGGGAGGAGUGGGAAGUUGGGAACCAGGGCUGGAGAGGGAAUGGGAGCUGCAGAGUGGGGGGUUAGGGGGGACAGAGCCUGGGGAGGGAUGGAGACAGUCUCAAUUCUCCCUGAGCCACUAACUGGAGGGCAGGGUCUGCCAGCCAGUAAUUGGGACACACACAGGGAUAUGAAAUAUGCAGAGAGAGGAAGAGAAAGAGAGGGGAUGGAGGUAGUGGGACAGAGAUUGAAGUAUGGAUAGAGCGAGACGGCGGGAGGGAGAGGCAGAGAGCUUUGGGGCUGCUUUCUAUCUCCCUGAGUGGCUUUUCAGAUCACAUCUCUACUGUCAAGAUUGUCCUCACUUUUCCUCACAGCACAAAGGCUUGAGAGAUUUCUCUCACAGAACUGACAAGGGGGAAGAUUGUGUGAUUGUGACUGCUGAGUCCUGUCACAUCACAUCACGGUGUGCUUUUGUGUAAUUUACUCCCCUUCUGGUUGAGGGAAAAACAAACACGCUGGCUGCUGAAGUGAGAGACAGUCAGGGGUAGGAACUGAAAUAAUUUUCAAAUCUGAACAGACAGGUCAGUUCAUCAAAUUUCUGCCCUGCUAGAGCUGCCCCAGUCAACUGUAAGUGCUGUUAUUCUGAAGUGGUAACGUCUAGGAGCAACAACGGCUCAGCUGCGAAGUGGUAGGCCACACAAGCUCACAGAAUGGAACCGCCGAGUGCAGAAGCGCAUAGCGCUGUCCUUGGUUGCAACACUCACUACCGAGUUCCAAACUGCCUCUGGAAGCAACGUCAGCACAAUAACUGUUAGUCGGGAGCUUCAUGAAAUGGGUUUACAUGGCAGAGCAGCCGCACAUAAGCCUACGAUCACCAUGUGCAAUGCCAAGCGUCGGCUGGUGUGGUGUAAAGCUUGCCGCCAUUAGACUCUGGAGCAGUGGAACCGUUUUCUCUGGAGUGAUGAAUCACGCUUCACCAUCUGGCAGUCUGAUGGAGAAUCUGGGUUUGGUGGAUGCCAGGAAACGCUACAUGCCCGAAUGCAUAGUGCCAACUGUAAAGUUUGGUGGAGGAUGAGUAAUGGUCUGGAGCUGUUUUUUAUGGUUCAGGCUAGGCCCCUGAGUUCCAGUGGAGGGAAAUCUUAAUGCUACAGCAUACAGUGACAUUCUAGACGAUUCUGCACUUCCAACUUUGUGGCAACGGUUUGGGGUAGGCCUUUUCCUGUUUCAGCAUGACAAUGCCCUAUGCACAAAGCGAGGUCCAUACAUAAAUGGUUUGUCAAGAUCGGUGUGGAAGAACUUGACUGGCCUGCACAGAGCCCUGACCUCAACCCCAUCGAACACCUUUGGGAUGAAUUGGAACGCGGACUGCAAGCCAGGCCUAAUCGGCCAAUAUCAGUGCCCGACCACACUAAUGCUCUUGUGGCUGAAUGGAAACAAGUCCCCGAAGCAACGUUCCAACAUCUAGUGGAAAGCCUUCUCAGUCGAGGCUGUUAUAGCAGCAAAGGGGGGACCAACUCCAUAUUAAUGCCCAUGAUUUUGGAAUGAGAUGUUCGACGAGCAGGUGUCUACAUACUUUUGGUCAUCGAUAGAAUGCCGCCGGAGGAGAUGGCUGCCGUUUUACGGGCUCCUAACCAAUUGCGCUAUUGUGUUUUUUCGCGUUUUGUAACUUAUUUUGUACAUAAUGUUUCUGCCACCAUCUCUUAUGACCGAAAAGAGCUUCUGGAUAUCAGGAGAGCGAUUACUCACCUCGUACUGGACAACGAUUUUUUCAUUAACGAGUCGGACGCAAAGGAUUUUCUUCAGACACCCGACAAGGCCCAAAUCCCCGUCAUUCGCAUGAGAAAGAGACGGAGAUAUCAGGACGUGUACUCCGAGCAUGCACUGACAAACUGGCAAGUGUCUUCAGUAACAUUAUCAACCUGUCCCUGACUGAGUCUGUAAUACCAACAUGUUUCAAGCAGACCACCAUAGUCCCUGUGCCCAAGAACACUAAGGUAACCUGCCUAAAUGACUACAGACCCGUAGCACUCACGUCUGUAGCCAUGAAGUGCUUUAAAAGGCUGGUCAUGGCUUACAUCAACACCAUUAUCCCAGAAACCCUAGACCCACUCCAAUUUGCAUACCGCCCCAACAGAUCCACAGAUGAUGCAAUCUCUAUUGCACUCCACACGGCCCUUUCCCACCUGGACAAAAGGAACACCUACGUGAGAAUGCUAUUCAUUGACUACAGCUCAGCGUUCAACACCAUAGUGCCCUCAAAGCUCAUCGCUAAGGACCCUGGGACUAAACACCUCCCUCUGCAACUGGAUCCUGGACUUCCUGACGGGCCGCCCCCAGGUGGUAAGGGUAGGUAACAACACAUCCGCCACGCUGAUCCUCAACACGGGGGCCCCUCAGGGGUGUGUGCUCAGUCCCCUCCUGUACUCCCUGUUCACCCAUGACUGCAUGGCCAGGUACAACUCCAACACCAUUAUUAAGUUCGCAGACGAAACAACAGUGGUAGGCCUGAUCACCGACAACGAUGAGACAGCCUAAAGGAAGGAGAUCAGAGACCUGGCCGUGUGGUGCCAGGAUAACAACCUCUCCCUCAACGUGAUCAAGAAAAAGAAGAGGACCGAGCACACCCCCAUUCUCAUCGACGGGGCUGUAGUGGAGCAGGUUGAGAGCUUCAAGUUCCUUGGUGUCCACAUCACCAACAAACUAUCAUGGUCCAAACACACCAAGACAGCUGUGAAGAGGGCACGACAAAGCCUAUUCCCCCUCAGGAGACUGAAAAGAUUUGGCAUGGGUCCUCAGAUCCUCAAUGUGCUACAGCUGCACCAUCGAGAGCAUCCUGACUGGUUGCAUCACUACCUGGUAUGGCAACUACUCGGCCUCUGUGACCACAAGGCACUACAGAGUGUGGUGCGUAGGACUUCUAUACCAGGCGGUGUCAGAGGAAGGCCCUCAAAAUUGUCAAAGACUCCAGCCACCCUAGUCAUAGACUGUUCUCUCUGCUACUGCACGGCAAGCGGUACUGGAGCGCCAAGUCUAGAUCCAAAAGGCUUCUUAACAGCUUCUACCCCCAAGCCAUAAGACUCCUGAACAGCUAAUCAAAUGGCUACCCAGACUAUUUGCAUUGUUCCCCACCCCCUCUUUUACGCUGGUGCUACUGUUUUUUUAUCUAUGCAUUGUCACUUUAACUCUACCUACAUUUACAUAUUACCUAAAUUACCUCGACUAACCUGUGCCCCCACACAUUGACUCUGUACCGGUACCCCCUGUAUGUAGCCUCGCUACUGUUAUUUUACUGCUGCUCCUUAAUUAUUUGUAUUUUUUUGUUAUCUAUUUUUUUACUUAACAGUUAUUUUUCUUAAUUGCAUUGUUGGUUAAUGGCUUGUAAGUAAGCAUUUCACUGAAGGUCUCCACCUGUUGUAUUCGGCGCAUGUGACAAAUAAGAUUUGAUUUGAUCUAGUGUAUUUACAUUCAUUGGCCAGAUGAGUGUAGGGCGCGAGAUGCGACAGACAUUCUGCGGUGGGGAUAGAGCGAAAGAGGGUGGAGGAGGCUUGGCUUGAAGCGCUGGACAACUUGUUGUUACGGCAUGCAUACAUCUGAUUUAGGUCCACAGAAUUAUACCUACGGAGGAGCGGCUUCUAUGAAGGAACUUUGAACGUCUUUGAACUUCAGAGUUGGCUUAACGUUGGACCAGCUAGCUAGCUAAAAAGCUUGUUUGUGCAGAGCGGCACCAGAAUUUAAAAUAAAAGACGUCUUAUGUUUUUAUAGUUAACAAAUUCAAUGUGAAACGUGAUAACUAUUGUAUCAUUAACUAGCAUUGAUAAGGUUAAUAUAUUCUUCUCUAAUAAAAAAAACCUGAAUCAAGCUUGUAAUGUCAUUUGUUAGGCUACUAGACUAUAUAGCUGUGUUCGAAUACCCAUACUAACAUACUGUAUACUACAUACUUAAUGAGUGUAUAUACUACAUACUAUAUACUAUUAGUUCAUUUAAGUAUACUUUAAACGUAAGGUAUCCUUUCAGGAGAGCGUACUAGCGCUUCACUUGUCUACCGGAAGUUGAUGCUGUUGCUAUGCAACCGCUUGCUAGCUUGUUAGCAUAACAAAUUACUAGCUAGACAUUUUAUGAUUUCAGGUGUCUUCGUAAAUUCAAUCUGGAGUGCCAGAGUGCGCUCAGAGUGCGCUCUGGGCGAUCUUAAAUCCAGAGCAUUGUCAGAUUGUCCGUAAAUUCAUUGUUUCGCACUCGGAGCGUUCAGAACGCACACUGACGCUCUGGCUGAGGAGUAGGGUUGAUCUGAGCAUUCUGACCUCACAAUGGCAGUCAAGCACCCAAGCUAACGUUAGCUAGCUUGCUAGCUACUUCCCGACACAAAUGAGAGAACACCUCACUCUGACCAUUUUACUCGCCCUAGCAGAGCUGGUUAGGCUGUUUUCAUGUUAUCCAUAACGUUGGUGACUAACUGUGCUGCUGGCAACAAUUUAAUUACGCUUUUCUUUGCCGACGUUUACUGACACCGGCCAUAUUCAACGGGUGUUGAGCGUUCGUAAAUUCAUUAAUUAUUCUGCGCUCUGGCACACUCACCCGAGAGUGCUCUUAAAUUGAAGUAGGCGGAAUUAACAAAGUCCAUUGAGAACGCAAAACGACUAUACCACUUAGCUAAGGAUGACGUGAAAAAUCAAAUCAACAUUGGGUAGUUUGUUAGAUAGCAUAUAGUUAAUAUACUGCCUGGCAAGUUCGAUUUAUUAGUAGCCAACUAACGUUAGGUAAAUAACGUUAGCUAACAUACUGUUGUAAUGCUAUGCGGUUUGUAAGGAUAGCGUAGCUAACAAAUUGUCGGGCAACAUAACGUGUAAUGUAACUUAUUUGAAAAGUCAUCACAUUGCACAACAUUUUCUUAACAUUUGUCUUAAUUAGGUAAAGCAAUUAAUUUGUAUCCGCACUCGUUGUAUUUCGGCUGCAUAUUUUCCGCCAUUUUCUUCAAAUUUGAAAACGUUUUGAAGCCACGCUCAUUUUCUGAAGAAUUGCAUUAUGGGCCCUAAAAAGCACUGAAAUAGUGUCCACUGCUUGUAUACUUCGUAUUUUGGCAAAUUUAGUACGACAUCCAGGAACUUUUGGCAUACUAUGACCAAUAAGCAUACUACAUACUCAAUUUACGUCACAAAUAGUCAGGUUAGUAUGAGUAUUCAAACACAGCUUAUGCUCAAGACUUUCAGCUGGCAGGCAGACACAGGAAUACGUUUCUGAGUGACAAAGUAAGGGCUUUGCAUAGGCGCUUUUUGUGGGACUGGAAAAAAACUCCUGCAAUGGAAAAUAACGUUAUUAACCAGAUCCCAUGCUUUUCAAAUAAGUUAUGUUCUGGGACAGUAUAGAUCACCUUUGUUCCCAGUUCUGAUUCUGUUCCUCCAAAAAACAUUUCAUUUACAAGGCGAAAUAAAGUCUUGCUUCAAGAAGCUUAGAGGCUAAAUUGAAAGCCCUCAGAAGUCCUGGUCGACCAGUAUUGUCUCCGCCUGUGUCUGCAGGAGAGGUUAUUAUGGCUGGGUUGGCAGCCAGGUGCAGUAGCGAGAAAGACAAGACGAGAAGACGAGAAAGGCAGGCAAGCGAACAAAGGAAGAGAGGAAGGCUGUUGGGAUAAUGUUGUUUUUGAUGUCAACUCAACUGCGCGGUCAUCACUACACCUGGAGCUGACAGCGCAUAAUAAAGCACAUCUCUCUUGCUCUUCUUCUCUGCCUUCUGUUCUUUCUAUACCUCCAUCUUGUCUUUGUCCAUUCCUUCUCUGCCUUAUUUCUGUCUUGCUCACUCUUCUCCCCCCCCCCCCCCCCCCACCCCUCUCUCUCUCUCUCCCCCUUUCUGACUAUGUGGUCUCUGUUUGAUGGUAGAGGAUGAGUGUCUUGUGUAGCCGGCCUCUCUUUGAUUCCUGCUAAUGACGGACUGAAGGCCCAAACCUCCCCAGCCGAUGUCUAGCCUGUCCAGCACCACUCCAAUUAGUAGAUCUCCCCCCUCCCAAUAUGUGUGUGUACCCCUCUCAUUCGUACUCCAGGAAAUGAUCCAGCCUUGUCUUUGUGGUGAACUUGCCAACAGUCUGCUCAGUGUGAAAAUUACAUUGUGUAAAUGCAGAUGAAUGCAGACACACAUGCCGAUGUCACCACCAGGUGCAAGCGUCUACUGUGUGAGUGAAAACAUAUUGGCAUGAGCUGUGGGUAUUUUCAUUGUGAAUGUGCAGAGUGUGUGUGAGCUAGUUAGUGGGUGAAAACAUAUUGGUGUGGGUACUUUCAUUGUGAAUGUGCGGAGCGUGUGUGAGCUAGUUAGUUUAUCAGCAGUCUGGCGUGGCUGUUUAGGGAAUAUGUGGGCGAGCAGUGAGGCAGAGGAGAGCUAUUUAAAUGUGCUUGAUGUCCAUCUGCAGCAGCCAGGUGUUGAUUACAGGAGAGAGAAUCAUUACUAUACAGUCCAUGACUCACUGACAAACUUACAGAAGGACAUACGGAUAGAGAGAUGACUCACUGUCAGAACUAAAGACACUGACAGACAAAAAGAGGGCCAUUAUCAUACGUGACUCACUGAUGGACAGACUGACAGACUGAGGGAGACGACAAACAACCUCUUUCUCUAGAGUUUGCUCACUACCAGACCCACAUGGGUUCAAAUAUUAUUUGUUUUCUUUCAAAUAUUUCAGCAGCGCCUGAUUGAGCUGGCCUGGUGCAAUGGAACAAAGCCAAUAGUCCUAAAAGUGCAAGAUCCUACACUGAAAACAGACCUACCAGUGAGACACGACAAGCCUUCAUCCUGAACAUCCCAACAAUCCAACACUGUCUCAUUGCAGCUCUUACACUAGUGUGAACACAACUUAAAGCUUAAAGGGAACUCCAGGAUUAGUCUACUGCUUGGCAAAUCCUGUCUAUGGAUGUUUUCUUCUUUGCCAGUGAUUUAGGAUCCCCCUCUGCCACCAAGCAAGUGGUUGGAUUAGCAUACUUCUAUAUUUGUGGUGUAUUAAUCUGGUAAGUAAGUAGCCUUAGUUGAGUACUUGAGCAGCCAUUGAUUCAGUGGAUCAGAGUUAUCUUGGGGAGACGAUGAGGAGACAGCCAAUUCCUCUGAGAUAAAUAAACCAGUCUCCUCUCACACUCUGGGCCCCACUGGAGCUGGAGAUGGAGGGGGAGAUGAUUGAGAGAACUUUGGAGAGAGGGAUGAGAGAGAAUUAGCCUUUAGAAUUGAAAGUAGAUAUCUUUUUGGGGUUCUCGUCAAGGAGAGGGAGGGAGGGAGGGAGAGCAAUAGGAGAGAUGGACAGUGAAAAGACAAUCAACACCACAGAGCAAAAUUCGUAUGAAUGGAGUGAAUAGUAAAAGGGAAGAUGAGAGCGGGAUGAAGAUGAGUACAGAGGAGAUGGAUAGAUAGGACUCAGAUGGCAGAGAAUGAUGGGAUUAGGAAUCAAGAACCAGAGAGAUGACCCAGCCCAGGCGUUCCAUCAUGGCUGGCUGAUGACCCAUGAUGCCGUGGGGUGGCAUUAACAAUUCAACACUCACUGGUUGACAUUUAAUUUAGCUGUCAUAAUUUUUUUGGGGGCAGAUAUUACCAGCAGAGAAACCAUCCAUGGUGGGUAGAGGAGUUUUUCCCCUUCCUUUAAUAAAUUGAAUAAUAUAACUUUCCAUCUCACAGUUGGUUCCUUCCUGGUGCUCUGCUUGCAUUAUUAACACAGUGGAAGGCAGGAGGAGGUGGUGAAGGGAGAAAUAUGCAUGGGUCAGUCUGAAAACGAGACCUCUUGACUUUUUCACAUUUUGUUACAUUACAGCCUUAUUCUAAAAUGGAUUAAAUAAAACAAUUUCCUCAGCAAUCUACACACAAUACCCCAUAACGACCCAUGGGGCGGCGCACAAUUGGCCCAGCGUCGUCCAGGGUAGGGGAGGGAAUGGCCGGCAGGGAUGUAGCUCAGUUGGUAGAGGAUGGCGUUUGCAACGCCAGGGUUGUGGGUUCGAUUCCCACGGGGGGCCAGUAUGAAAAAUUAAAUAAUGUAUGCGCUCACUAACUGUAAGUCGCUCUGGAUAAGAGCGUCUGCUAAAUGACUAAAAUGUAAAUGUAAAAUGUACAAAGCGAAAACAGGUUUUAAGAAAUGUUUGCAAAUGUAUUAAAAACAGAAAUACUUUAUUUACAUAAUUAUUCAGACCCUUUGCUAUGAGACUCGAAAUUGAGCUCCGGUGCAUCCUGUUUCCAUUGAUCAUUCUUGAUGUUUCUACAACUUGAUUGGAGUCCACCUGUGGUAAAUUCAAUUGAUUGGACAUGAUUUGGAAAGGCGCACACCUGUCUAUAUAAGUUCCCACAGUUGACAGUGCAUGUCAGAGCAAAACCCAAGCCAUGAGGUUGAAGGAAUUGUCCAUAGAGCUCUGACACAGUAUUGUGUCGAGGCACAGAUCUGGGGAAUGGUAGCAAAACUUUAUUGCAGCAUUGAAGGUCCCCAAGAACACAGUGGCCUCCGUCAUUCUUAAAUGGAAGAAGUUUGGAGCCACCAAGACUUUUCCUAGAGCUGGCCACCCGGCCAAACUGAGCAAUUGGUGGAGAAGGGCCUUGGUCAGGGAGGUGACCAAGAACCCGAUGGUCACUCUGACAGAGCUCUAGAGUUCCUCUAGAACAUUCCAGAAGGACAACCAUCUCUGCAGCACUCCACCAAAUAGGCCUUUAUGGUAGAGUGGCCAGACGGAAGCCACUCAUCAGUUUGCCAAAAGACACCUAAAGAAUCUCAGACCAUGAGAAACAAGAUUCUCUGGCACCAUCCCUACGGUGAAGUGGGGAUGUUUUUCAGCGGCAGGGACUGGGAGACUUGUUAGGAUCGAGGCAAAGAUGAACGGAGCAAAGUACAGAAAGCUCCUUGAUGAAAACCUGCUCCAGAGCGCUCAGGUUCACCUUCCAACAGGACAACAACCCUAAGCACACAGCCAAGACAACGCAGGAGUGGUUUCGGGACAAGUCUCUGAAUGUCCUUGAGUGGCCCAGCCAGAGCCCGGACUUGAACCCGAUCGAACAUCUCUAGAGAGACCUGAAAAUAGCUGUGCAGCGACGCUCCCCAUCCAACCCGACAGAGCUUGAGAGGAUCUGCAGAGAAGAAUGGGAUAAACUCCCCAAAUACAGGUGUGCCAAGCUUGUGUCGUCAUACCCAAUAAUACUUGAGGCUGUAAUCGCUGCCAAAGGUGCUUCAACAAAGUACUGAGUAAAGGUUCUGAAUACUUAUGUAAAUGUGAUAUUUCAGUUUUUUUGUGUGCUUAAAAGAAAAUAAAUAUUUUAGCGUUGUCAUAAUGGGAUAUUUUGUAUAUACAGUGCCUUCAGAAAGUAUUCACACCCCUUUACUUUCUACACAUUGUGUUGUUACAGCAUGCAUUUAAAAUAAUUGAAAUUGUGUCACUAAUCUAUACACAAUACCCCAUAAUGUGGAAUUCUGUCAGUACAUUGUUUUUCAAUAAUUAAUCAAAAUGUCAAAGCUGAAAUGUCUUGUCAAUAAGUAUUCAACCCGUUUUGUUAUGGCAAGCCUAAAUAAGUUCAGGAGUAAAAAUGUGCUUAACAAAUUGCAUAAUAAGUUGCAUGGACUCAUUCUGUGUUUAAUAAUAGUGGUUAACAUGAUUUUUGAAUGACUACCCCAUCUCUGUACCCCACACAUACAAUUAUCUAUAAAGGUCCCUCAAUCAAGUAGUGAAUUUCAAGCACAGAUUCAACCACAAAGACCAGGGAGGUUUUCCAAUGCCUCGCAAAGAAGGGCACCGAUUGGUAGUUGUGUUAAAAUAAAAAAAGCAGACACUUAAUAUCCCUUUGAGCAUGGUGAAGUUAUUAAUUACAUUUUGGAUGGUGUAUCAAUAGACCCAGUCAUUUAAAAAGAUUCAGGUGUCCUUCCUAACUCAGUUGCCGGAGAGGAAGGAAACUGCUCAGGGAUUUUAUCAUGAGACCAAUGGUGAUUUUAAAACAGUUUAAUGGUUGUGAUAGGAGAUAACUGAGGAUGGAUAAACAACAUUGUAGUUACUCCACGAUACUAAUAAUAUAAAUACAAAUAUUCCAAAACAUGCAUCCCGUUUGCAACAAGGCACUUUAAGUAAUACUACAAAAAGAUGUGGCUGAGAAAUUAACUUUUUGUCCUGAAUACAAAGCGUUAUGUUUGGGGCAAACCAACACAACACAUCACUGAGUACCACUCUUCAUAUUUUUAAGCAUGGUGGAGCUGCAUCAUGUUAUGGGUAUUGUCAUCGGCAACGAUUAGGGAGUGUUUUUAGGAUAAAAAUAAAAGGUAUACAGCUAUAAGCACAGGCAGAAUCAUAGAGGAAAACCUUGUUCAGUCUGCUUUCGAACAGACACUGGAGACGGCUUCACCUUUUCAGCAGGACAAUAACCUAAAACACAAGGCCACAUCUACACUGGAGUUGCUUACUAAGACGACGUUGAAUGUUCUUUAGUGGCCUAGUUACAGUUUUGACUUAAAUCGGCUUGAAAAUCUAUUGCAACGUUUGAAAAUCGCUGUCUAGCAAUGAUCAACAAUCAACUUGACAGAGCUUGAAGAAUGUUUUAAAAGAAUAAUGGGCAAAUAUUUUUCAAUCCAUCGCCGCUAAAGCUGCUUCUACAAAGUAUUGACUCAGGUGUGUGAAUACUUAUGUAAAUGUAAUAUUUCUGUAUUUCAUUUUCAAUAAAUAAAAACAUGUUUUCACUUUGUCAUUAUGGGGUAUUGUGUGUAGAUGGGUGAGAAUUUUUUUUUUUGAAUUCAGGCUGUAACAACAAAACGUGGACUAACUCAAGGGGUAUGAAUACUUUCUGAAGGCACUGUACCUCUUCUGUGUAUGCUAAGCUUGAAAAUCUGAAGGAAGUGUAUAGGUAGCUUUUAUGGUGGAAGUGCACUAAAUCACCUCAACCUCCCUGAUUGGUCGACUGGGUUACUGAUUACAGCCAACUGAUUACCAGGACCUCUCUGAUUGGUUCGCUUGUUAACCGAUGAGACCCCCUGAUCAGCAUAGACUUUGAUUGGGGCUGAGCUCUUUACUGAGUAUAACUGUGGCUUCUUUGAAUGGCUUCAGCUUGUCCUUGGCAUUGUUUUUUUCAUAUGCCUGAUGAGCUCUUCUACAUAAGUGCCUUCUUCAUUUAAAGUGGAGCUCUCCUAGUCUUGGCUACACCGAGUCAGGAACAGUCAGUAAAGUUUGUGUUCAGUGCGUGGGAACAAUAACCUGACUUAGGAAGAGGAGCUGCUAAUCAGCAUAAGAAUUAUACUGUGCGUUAAGAAUAAAAAUGUGUUUGCCCUGAAUGUCACCUCUCCAAACCCACCUCUCUAUCUCUCUCUGGGCUGAUGAAGGACUACGCUAGCGGAGGGUGGAGGUGUGGGGCUCCUGGGCUGUUGUCUUGCUGGCUUAUUCAGCUGCAGCAGUUAGUUAUAAUUAUAAUUAUAUAAUAAUUAGUCAUUUAGCAGACGCUCUUAUCCAGAGAGUUCCCUAGGUAGAUAUGGUUUUUUUCAUCUCACUGCCCUAGGACUGUUCUAGUGCUCAUCACAGUUUCACUUCCCUCAUCUCUCUCUUUAGCUCACAUUCUUCUACUUCCUCUGCUGAUAUUUUGCCCUCUAUCCCCCCCCCUUUCUAAUUGGUGUACUCCCUCUUUCUCUUUACUGUCCUCUGUUUCUCACAAUCUGUAUUUCCUAAUGCAGAGAGAAAUUGCUGAGUAUGCCUCUCAGUUUGGAGUCCGUAGGGAGACCAGAACUCCCUGUGCAUUCACCCACCACAGCCCACAACCCUCUGAACCACAGGUUUGAACCUACCUCGCUCUCACAACCUUUCUCUGUUUUCAUUACGAAAGGUUCGCUUAGGCUUAUUACCUCCCUUAUCAUUCCACCUGGGUCCUCUACAUCGCCAUCCCCCUCACUCAUCUUAUUCCUGUAACACCUGCAAACCUACAAGAUGAAUUCUCUCAUAAACACGUUUUACACUACCACCGGUUUGUCCCAUGUCCCACACCGUCCAUCCUCACCACCGUAAGACGCACAAACGUCCAACCUACAAUGUGUGUCUCGAUCUCGAGCACGCUCACGCUUCUUCCGGUAUCAGCCAUAUUGCUCCAGCGUGGCUGGAUUUACGUUUGCUUACUGCUUGUGUGUGCUGGUGGGUCUGGGUGGUUGCCAUGGAGACCCGGCGUUGCAGUGCUCUGCAGUACAUAUAUACACACACACACACUCAUCACAGUCUAAAAAUAGAGGGCUGGGCAGGGAGGCUCUGAAUGGCCUCGUUCUCUGCAUAUUGGUUAUUAGACUAUGAGAAACUGUGAGACCUGAAGACAGUCUGAGCUAAUGCCUAGGCUUUAGCUCAGCGGACUAACACUGUCUUCAGGGACAUGGGUUCGAACCCCAGUCUGUCACAUAUGUACUAUAUAACUCACACUUUCCCCCAUAGGCACAUAGCCUAACUCAUCCUCUCCCUGUAGUCCUGCUCAUCAUCAGUGAUAGUCUCUCUCCUCUCCGCCGUAGCUGUGGUGGAUCUCCCUCUUGCCCCCCCAAACCCAGCUAGGAGGUGCCAGACGCUCCUAUCACCAGGAGGUGUCUAAAAACGGUCUGUGGAGGUGUGAAUGCAGCACACACGCUGGUUAAUUACAUAUAUCUUGUGCUAUCUGUCCCUUCUCUUUGUCUCUCAAACCCAAAACAUGCUUUCCAGUCUGUCUCUGUGUGUGUUUCCCAAACCCAAAAGGGCUUUCCAGGCAGUGGAAAUCAUAACAAAUGUAGAGAGGGAGGUGUGUGGGUCUGGUUAAUGCUGGAAAAUAUUAUUUCUGUAUCGUUAGCGAGGAAAUGUAAAUUGAUGAGCUCCUUAUUUCAUUUGUCGUCGGGUCUCAUCGUGGUGGUUGACGUGCGAUGAGCAGUAAUGAGGGGGGAAUGGGCUUUAUGGAGCACUGGGCUUCUUAGGAAGGAAAGGGGGGAAUGCAGUCUAGUGCUGCCUGGAAGAGGGGUGGUUUAUGUGACAUGGUGUCAGUAGAAGCCUGGAAGGGUGGUCUUUAGGAGAAGUGGCAGGGUAGUCACUGGUGGGGUAGAAUUGAUUUGCCAUUUUAUUUAGGUCUUCUUUAGGUUAGUGGCUCAUUGUGAGUUUCCAAGAAAUGUGUUACGGUCUUGGUUUAUGGUUUUGGUUUAUAGGUGUAGUUACUUUAGCAUUGUAACUGUUUUCCCACCCCCUCCUGCAGGCUGAACUUCAAGGAGCCAGAGGCGGUGCGAGCCCUGACCUGUACCCUGCUGAAGGACGACUUUGGACUGACCAUAGACAUCCCUCUGGAGCGUCUCAUCCCCACUGUGCCUCUCAGACUCAACUACAUCCACUGGGUGGAGGACCUGAUCGGAGGCCAGGGGGAACCACGCAGGGGCAUCGACAUUGGUAGAGUUAUGACCUCCAAUAACCACUACUAAAUAUAGCCCCUCUCUUCCUAUCCUAUUCUCUCUCCCUUGAUCUCCUUGAAAUUAACCCAAAUGAACCAUCCAUCUUGGUUCAAUCAUAAUUGCUAGGAUGCCUCUUUACCACAACUCCAAUCCUAUGUCAUGUUUCUGUAGAGGAAUAUAUGGCUUUUAUAUGGCCUGUCCCUUUACUCCCUCCACUGGUUCUUAGUUGUUACAUCAGACAGUUGAUUUCUCACCUGUCUAUAUAGAGCACAAUUAUCCUCAAUGCUGAAUGGGAUGAAAUAACUCCCAUUAAUUCCCAUACAAACAUCACAUCAGGAAUGGAGAGUGAUCAAGGUAUUUAUGUGUUAUCAUGUUUGUUUGCUCAAGGUAUAUUCCUCCAGCAGUAACCUUUCUGGGUAUGACUCAUUGCUGCGUCCCAAAUAGCACCCUAUUCCCUACAUAGUGCAUUACUUUUGACCAAAGCCCAAUGGGCCCUGGUCAAAAGUAGUGUGCUAUAUAGGGAAUAGGGUUCCAUUAGGGAAACAACCUAUAAGGGCGGCUGUCUGACAAUGCACAUUACAGGCUGGCAGAGAGGGGCUGCCUGGCACAGGUCUAGCCCAAGACACAUGUUCGAAGUCUUAGAGUAGUGCUGAUAUAGGAUCAGUUUUGCCUUUGAAAUCAUAAUGAAUACGAUUUUAAUUACAGGGGGGACCUGAUCCUAGAUCCGCACUCCUGCUGACUCUUACUAGUCCCAGAGCAGCUGGCUGCUAGUGGGCAUCACAGACUGGCAGGGAUACUGGCAGAGAGGGGCUGCAUGAUGGCUGCACUCCACCUUCAGAUCCCACAUGUACUGUAGGCCCAUCUAUUUCCUGUGGACCACUGGAGAUCACUGGCCAAAUCCCCAUCCACAUGUGAUGGCUGGUUUCCUGCUCUAUCAGAGAGUGUGAUGUGUGUGCACAUGUGUCAGUUUAGCUCCUUAGUGAGACGAACAGGUCAGUGAUUGGUGACCCUGGUGCCUGGUCCAUUCUGUAAGCUGAUUGGAGAUGUCACUCUCCUGAUGGAUAGCCACAGGGCAUUACUCUCCCAAGCCUUGACCUGCCGGGUGCCAUCUCACCCAUCGCUACUGCCCCAGGGGACCUCACUGUGGUCGGUUAGAUUGGAGGCCCUGGUCUCUGUUAGGCCUGAAUGAUCUGAUCAUGUUUGUCUGGAUCACCUCUUAUUAAUCCAUUAUGGACACGCACUCAGACACACACCCUGUCUCUCACGUAGUGUGUUAUAUCCCCAGGUACUGGAGCAUCCUGUAUCUACCCCCUGCUGGGAGCCUCUAUGAAUGGCUGGCAUUACCUGGCGACUGAGGUAGAUGACAUCUGCUUUGACUACGCCACCAGGAACGUAGAGCAGAACAACCUCUCAGACCUCAUCAAAGGUGAACUGUUUCACUAUGUAGUGCUCUGAGAGGCUAUAACUUGUUAUAGUUUAUAGACACCAGGAACGUAGAGCAGAACAACCUCUGACCUCAAAGGUCAGUGGCAAGUUGUCCAUUGGUAGUCGCAUUGUAAUGUACUACUGAAAGGAAGAUGGCUUGAAACCUUGUUGAUAAUGUGUCCUUGUCCUGUCUCAUGUCCCAGUGGUGAAAGUUCCCCAGAAGACCCUGUUAAUGGACGCUUUAAAAGAGGAGUCAGCCAUCGUCUAUGACUUCUGCAUGUGUAACCCUCCCUUCUUCGCCAACCAACUAGAGGCUAAGGUAGGCCUCUUUCGAUGUAAAGUGUUUUGAGUAUCUGAAAAAACAGCUUUAUAAAUCUCAUUUAUUCACUGGUUGUUUUUUCUCUCAUUUAUCUUCUCUUCCUUUCUUUUCCUGUCACUUUAUUCCUGUUACCCUUUACUUUUUCUCCCCAUGCCCCUCUGUUUUCCCCCUCCCUCUCCUCCCCCCUCCCUUUCCAUCCUCCUCUCCCCAGGGGGUAAAUUCCAGGAACUCUCGUCGUCCUCCCCCCAGCUCAGUGAAUACAGGUGGUGUGACAGAGAUCAUGGCUGAGGGCGGAGAGCUGGAGUUUGUCAAGAGGAUCAUCCAUGACAGCCUGCAGCUCAAGACACGCCUGCGGUGAGAGACACACGCAGCACGCAGCACGCAGCACGCAGCACGCACACACAAACACCACAUAUUGGUCCACAUCAAUACACUGAGCCUUCACAGAAGGAAGUGUUCAAAAUCGCAUCAUGCUGGAUUCAGAUUGCUCAUGCUUUAUGAAUGCGCCACUUUCCUAAACCCCAAAUAUAAUAUAGAAAAGCCUGAUGGUUAUCAGUUGGCGUUGUUAGGUGUUUGUUCAUUACCGUCUGUUACAAAUGCACCCUUUCAUUUAGGAUGAGAGGAAAGGUAAGGGAUUGAGGGAUGAGAGGGGACCACUGAUGGAGGAGAGCAGGGCCAGGAGCAGGGCCAGAUGGGGUGCAGGGAUGGAGCUGUCACCCAGAGUUUGUUUAAUGAAUUGGCAUUAGGGGUAAACAGUCACCCACCCCCUGGCAGUAUCCGCACGCCCGCAGGGAACAGCUGUGUGUGUGGGGCGUACAGAUCCCCCUCCACACACACCACUACUCUCCACCUCCACAAUUACAAGGCUUGUCAGUGGUGCAGUGGAGUGAGACACGGAUGGAGGGAGGGAGGGAGGGAGGAGAGGGAAAGAGAGCGAGAGAGAAAGGGGGAGAGAGAGAGGGGGAUAGGCACUAUUAGAGUUGAUCAGACCGCACGCAUGCAUGGUGACUGGGAGACAAGUGGCUGACAUGGAAGGUGUGUGUGUGUGUUGAACUGUGUGUGUCACUACAUACUUUUGUGUGGAGAGAUGAUUGUCAACCACAAGAGAGUGUGAGUGCGUCGGUGUGCUCAUAUGUUUCAGUGGAAAGCUGAGUGGCCCUCACAGGGGGAAAAGUGUCUGUCUCCCUCUGUCUGUUUGCCUGGCUGUGCAUGUGUCUGUGUGUUAACUCUUGUGUGGUGCGCUUGGCUUGUGUAGAGAUCAUAGAUGAGUGUCUGCCACAGGGGAAGGCGUGCCCGCCCUAGUCUCCCUCUCUUCCGCUUCUGUUCCUUCCUGUCCUCCCUCUCUCCUGUAGUGUGUGUGUGUAGUGUGUUUGGGGCCGGGGCCAAGGCAGCAGUAGCAGGAUGUCACUCCACACACUGCAUGCUGGGACAGCAGAGCUACCGCCAGGUGUCCACGGAAACCAAGCCAGCCCCUCUGAUUGAUCCUCUGAGACCCACCAUUCCCUCUCCAACCCCCCCCCCCCCCCCCCCCUUCUCUUCAACAACACUGAGCUGUAAUUACUCUCACCAGACUAUCACACACAGAUACACACACACACACACGCACAGUCGCACACCCCAACCACCAGCCAGGAAAAGGAGCUGAUUCCCCUGAUUCCCCCUUAUCAAGGUGAUGCCCUCUGCUAAUCGUUGUCUGUUAUUGAUAUGAUAAUCACUAUCUUUGUGGAGGGGGUAAUAACAUUGUAAUCACCAGUCUUUUUGCUCUUGGAGGGGUUUGCUUGAAAAGAAAUGAAUGACUGCCAAGAAUCUGAAUGCUUCUGUCUGACCCCCUAUGAGAGAUUUGUUUUUUGGGGAGGGAAGGUCUUGCUGGAGGAAGGAAGUGAGGAAGCUGUCGCGUGUGUGUGUGUGUGUGUGUGUGUGUGUGUUAACAUGAAUGCUCAGCAGCCUCCUCGCUGCAUGACAAAGUGGGGGACAUCUGGGGAUAUUAGAGGUCCUCAAUAUUUCAUGGUGCCACUUGAGGCGAGGCCUUUGCGCCCCCAACCCUACCCAAAACCCUCUCACCCCCACCACUCCCACCCUUACCCCUAACCCCAUUCUGCAGGCGCUUCUCUGAGUAGGCUCUUCCCCAAUCUUUCAAGGCUUUUAGUGAAUGCCAUCAAGCUCAUCUGGCAUUUUUUGUUAAAUAUCUAGCCAGAUUGGUUUUUGUGUUGUGUGUUGCCCUCAAACACAGUGUACACUUUGUAGUGGGCUUGUUUCCUGUGCCAGUUCCCAAACCUUUCAGUGCUUUCAAUGAAUGUCAUUGAGAUCACCUACAUUCUUAUUUUAUUUAAUUAAACAUUUAUUCAAAACCUUUUUCAAAUCUGGUUGGCUGUAGUAGUCUAUGUGCUGUGUAAAGGUCCUGGGUUUCCUCUCCCCUUUUAACCCUUUAGACUUGUGGGAAUUGGCCUAUAUGGAUAGGGCUACAUUGAAAUGUUUCUUACAGAAGAAAUAUGAAAAGAAUAUGCAUAACCAUGGUAGCAAUUGAUUGGGAACAGUUUGGAGAUAAUAGGACAAUUAUUAGGCAAAAAGUGAGUACACAACAGUUCACCUGACACAAGACUGAAUCCAAACAUUACACUGUUGAUUUUAUGUGCAUUUUACAUUUACUGUACUUUUUGCCACAUUUGUUGAUAACAAAAUAUUAAACAUUGAGUAACAUGCUAACAAUAUUCCUGGUAAAUGUGGGGUAGGUGCAACAUAAGACAAAACAAUGAUAAGGGUUUGAGUGAGAGAACUAACUGGUGUCUCCAAGUGGCCAACCACCUCUCCAAGUGUGCACAGUUCCUAAGCAAUUUUAAUGCACUUUUAUGACUCAGAGUCUUCAACUAUAAGGUACUUUUUUAAGCUCUUCUAGCUGUGCCAUUGAGGAACUAGAGCAAGCACACUUGUAGUAGUUUUGUUUGGAACACAACCCUGCAACUCCGCCAUCACACAAUUACUGUUGUUCCAAAAACAUUCCAUUAUAAAUCACAAUCUGGGUCAGAUGGUUCUAAAAGCAUUUGAAAGCUUGUUGUAUUGCCAACAUGACUAGCUAAGUUAUAAAAUAUGAUCUUAGUGUUACAUUUUGAUAAAAAUUACAGACCUCUACAUGCUUUGUAAGUAGGAAAACCUGCAAAAUCGGCAGUGUAUCAAAUACUUGUUCUCCCCACUGUAUAUAGUAUCUAGGCCUAAUUAAUCUAGACAUGAGGGCAACCCAAUCAGACGAGGUUUGUCAUACAUUGUUUAGUUUGUUUUCCUAUCCAGAUUGACUCCCUGCUAGGUUUGUCCCAGUCUAUUUCUCCCUGCUAGAUAGUACUGAGGCUCUAUAUGCUGUUGUAUUGAUUACCAGAGACUCAUCUCUUCAUUGCAGAGGAGAGAUAUUGAUCUGCUCUCCUGCUCAGGCCCCAGACAUCAAAGCUCUGUUACUCCAUAGACUCAUACUGUCCCUGUUGUUGUUCUAGCCCUGCCUCUCUCUUGCUUUCACAGUCAUUAAAACUACAGCUGAAAUCGUAGCUACCCACUCUGCCUCAGAACUACAAAAACAGAAAGGCAGUUAGGAUCUUUUUCCAACAGUCAUGGAGGGAAGCUAGAGGGAUAUCCAAUAUCUGCAGCUUGUUUGAUCUCAGACAGGGGUUCAUGCCCAGGUCGCUGGACACACACUCCUAAGAUUAUUUUUCUUCCAGGUGGUACAGUUGCAUGCUGGGAAAGAAGUGCAGCCUGGCACCUUUGAAGGAGGAGCUGAGAAAACAAGGGGUGAGUGCACACACACACACACAUUCGUGCACGCACGCUCACACACAGACACAUUCGUGCACGCACGCUCACACACAGACACUUGGAUAUAUUUGAGACACUCGUCAGAAUGGGAGCUCCGACGAUACGACAUUUGAUGCUCAUACAUAGUCUUAUACACACAGCACUCGCAAACAGUUACAACACACAGAUGCACUGUACAUUUACAUUUUAGUCAUUUAGCAGACGCUCUUAUCCAGAGCGACUUACAGUUAGUGAGUGCAUACAUUUUCAUACUGCCAUGUACCAAACCCAGGCAUGCGUUAACAUACCCGGAUGCCCCAUAUAUACCCAAUGACAAGGUGAGGUAAUGGAGUGUUGAAUGAGCUCCCUCCAACCAUCUAAAACCUCCUCUGAGAUGGAAGAAGGGGAUCAGAUACCUUCGGAACCGUAACGGAUCAAGCCUGGCUAAUACGCUGGCUAAGCAAUGUCACAGCCCAGACCUGAUUGAGCUGAUUUCUAUUAGCGUUGCGUGACUUUGAAACGCAUGGCAGGGCCCACACACAAACAUACAUAUUACACACACACACACACACGUACGCAUACAUACACAGACAUGUAUGUAUGCACACACACACACACACGGUAGGUCAGCGCCGCUAACGUUCAUUAGCGCCAUUAUCCUAGGUAUUAGCCCCUAGCGCAUGACUGCUAACUGACUGACUAUCUGUCUAUAGAGGUUAGUCUCCAGCCCUGUGCCGCUGUGCCAGUCGCUUACCUAUGAAAUUAUGAGACCCAUUCACUGGGGAUGGCUGGCACAAGAAUGGCAUCGCAGCAGCUCCCAAGGGUGUUAACCAUACACACACACACACACACCAUGUCAAUCACUGGGGGAGGACCAUCCCAGAAUCCUCCUCCAGAGGUGUCAGAGGGCUGUUGCUGCGUGUCACUGCUCAUUAGUGGGAGUGCAUCCUUGGCCAACAUCCAGCGCAGGCAAGAGGGUGGGGGCGUAAUAGGAGACCUAAUGAAUAUGCUAAUGCUGUUUGCGCCCUCUAUCUCUCUUUCUCGCUUUUCUCUAUCUUCCUCGUUCUUUCUCGCUGCUUGGUUAAUUUGGUGAGUGUUUAGGGGUCAACAUGGAGCGAUGCUCUCAUAGAGCGAUGCAUCUUCUUGCCGCUGAGAUCCAUUUCCCUGACCUUUGACCUGUAUCUCUGGGGCACAUUCCCCACUGAAACCCACCACAUAUUGAUUGUGAGUGUGUGUAGGGAGGUGGUAUCAAGUGGAUAGUGAAUACUAUUCAAGAGACUUACACUGAUCUUUUCCCCCACGUCUUCUCACGAGUGCUCAGCUCUGGCACUGUAAGCACUGUGUGUGUGAAAGUGUCCUGUAUUGCUAACGCUUGUUGGUGUUGUCUGCUCUAUUAGCGUUGUCUAAUGUUCUCUGUAUCGGUCUGUUUCCAUUCCCAGGUGCCCAAAGUGACCCACACAGAGUUCUGCCAGGGACGGACCAUGCGCUGGGCACUGGCCUGGAGUUUCUAUGAUGACGUUACUGUUCCGGUAAGCUCCCUUGGGUCCUCUCCCAACCAGUUCAUCUACAGUGGAAGAGGAGGAAGGCAUAAGCAUGGCAUCACCUCUCUCUCUCGUGCUUUCUCUCGUUCUCUCUCUCUCGUUCUUUCUCUCUCUCUCGCGUGCUUUCUCUCUCUCGCGUGCUUUCUCUCUCUCGCGUGCUUUCUCUCUCUCGCGUUCUUUCUCUCUCGUUCUUUCUCUCUCUCGUGCUUUCUCUCUUUCUGUCGUUCUUUCUCUCUCUCUCUCCCCUUCUUCUCCCUCCCUCAUUCCCAGUCAUCCAGGGGCAUGUCCUAACUAUACCCCUGCUGCUUUUCCAGACGUUCCCAACCUCCCCACACUUCCUUAAUAAUGCAUUUGCGGCCCAUCCCACUCCACUCCCCAGCCCAUUUCAUUAGGGAACGCAGGCAGCACUCAACCCACCCUGGGGAGAUGCUUGCGUCCCUCCCCUAAUUUGCUGUAUCCAGGCAACAGUUGCCGGGGCAGGAGUGUGCGCACAUGCACGCCAUGCCAUUAGGCUCUUGGGCCACUGAGGGUGUGAUAGAAUGAGAGGGGGAGAGAGAAGAGUGAGCAAAGCGCACCAUAGAGAUCAAUGUGAGAGUGUGAAAGCUGGAAAUAUUAGGCAUAAGAGCGAGAAUAAAAAGGGAGCUAGAGGGGCGUGGGGGUGGAACGUGGAGUGUUACAGUAUAUGAAGGACUUAUUUGGUCUCAGUAGAAUUUGUGUAGUCUCGUUUGCCUUUCACCACAAAGGCAGUUGAGCAGAAAGAUUGGCCUACAUUUUACUGCCCUCUCCUCCUCUCUCCUCUCUUUACACAGUGGAGCACUGCGUCAUUACCAGGCAGACUGGGGAGGAGUGUGUGGAUGACCCCACACCUGUGUGUGUAUGUCUGACUGAUGUGUAAUGCAGGAAGUGUCUCACCAGGCACAUGGACAUAAUCUGAUCCCUUCAUUACAGAGGGAGGGGAGAGCUAGAAACAGACUGAGCACAAUGGAGAGAUGGGGCGGCAGGUAGCUUAGUGGUUAAGAGCGUUGUGCCAGUAACCGAAAGGUCGCUGGUUCUAAUCCCCGAGCCGACUAGGUGAAAAAUCUGUCGAUGUGCCCUUGAGCAAGGCACUUAACCCUAAUUGCUCCUGUAAGUCGCUCUGGAUAAGAGCGUCUGCUAAAUGACCAAUUAUAAUUAUAAAAGAUGGGGAGAGAGAAGGUACAAAGACCAUAAAAGGAGACUUGGAGAGAGAAUUAGAGAGAACAAGAAAUGAGAGAAUCAGAGAGAGCGUUUAGUCAUUUAGCAGACGCUCUUAUCCAGAGCGACUUACAGUUAGAGUGCAUACAUUUUCAUACUGUUUCAUUCUGUUGUUGUUGUUGGUCUCUGUGUUCUCUGAGUGUCAUGUGACACUGUGGGCCCAGAGCAGGGGGCGUGUCUGGUAUGCAGCCAGUCAGGAGAAGAUUUACAGUAGGGGGCGGGGUUAGGGAGGGGUCAGAGGUCAACAGGAACAAGAGGUUCUGGAGGCCCCACAGGGAGAGGAAAAGGGGGGAUUGAGUGGGAUUUGGUUAAAUGGCCAUCUCUCUUCUGCUGAUCUGUCUGUGUGUGUGGUCAGUAAUUGAAUAAUGGCCUAUUACAGGGUUCUUCAAUUCCGGUCCUGGAGGGCCGAAACACUUGUUUUUUAUUUCUACCUGGUAGUUAAUUGCACUCACCUGGUGUCCCAGGUCUGAAUUAGCCCCUGAUUAGAAGGAGAGGAUGAAAAUCAGAGGUGUUUCGGCCCUCCAGGACCGGAAUUGAAGAACCCUGGCCUAUUAUCUAGGGAGCCAUGCUGGGGCUCUGUUUGUUGAGCUGAGCUCCCAGGCUUGAGUCCUGGUUGGACAAUUGGGGCAGACUGGCUGCUAGAGAGAGAGAAACACAGACAGUCUGGCUACACUAGACAACUAGAGCAAGGUGUGGUCAAAACAGAAUACAGAAAGCUAUCUUUCUCAUGUGUGUGGACUGGGCACACAUGAGUGUAUGAGGAGGUGGGAGUGGGUGAGUCAGAUUAAUAAUAGAGAGAAAGAUUGAAAGGGAAAGGGAGGGAGAGAGAGAGGGUAAAAAUGAAUCAGACUAGAUGAGGAGAGGUGUUCUUUCCUGUCUGUGCUUUUUGUGUAUGUGCUUGUGGGUGUGUGUAAGUGUUUUUCUGUGUGUGCUUUUGUCUAGGAGUGUAUGUUUAUCUCUUUGUGUAUGAAUCUGUGUGUGUACGUGCAUUUGAGUGUGUGUACUGCGUUACUGUGUGUGUAUCUAUGUCAAGGAUGUGCUGUACAGACAGACUGGCUGCAAUCCUUGAUGGAUUGUAUUGAUUUUUUUCCUCUUCCUUUGAGCUGCAGGGGCUUACUGAGCAGAGAGAGAAGGGCUGGGAAACAAUAAGGAACACAUGAAGCAGCUAUAACAAGGCCUGGCUGGUAUAGACUCACUAGACAGACCUUGGUUCAAAUACUAUUUGAAGUCUUUAGUUUGCUUUAGCUUUCCUGGAGUGCCAGAUGGGCGGGGGGGCUAGUAGUUUUGCGAUUGUUCUAUUGGUUCCUUUGAGCCAUGCAAUCUUAAAUCGAGCCCAAGUCCAGGUCUGAGUCUAGACACACUCAAUUCUUUCUCUAUUGACCAGUCUGAUAACACAUGUUUUCUAUGGAAAGAGAAUACUUGAAUUAAACAUGACUGUCUUCAUUCAAGUAUUUCAUACAGUAAGUAUACAACCACACAAAUUACGUUAUCUCACAGGAUAACCGGUAACAGAGAACUUAUCUAGGACCAGUCUGAAGGUCGAAGUCCAGUCCUCCAUUCUGUGCAGGUUGGCCAUAUUGUCUGACUGAUUGACUGACAUGUCAUUAUUGCAUUGUUUCACUGCAGACCCGAUCUGGCAAUCAGGUGCAUUUAAAUAGGAUUUUAUUGACCUAUAGCACUGUUGUUUGUAUAAGGUAGAGCCCUGUGGUAUUAUUAUGUGGGGACUUGCUUAGAGAAGGAAUGCUUCCACCAUAGCAGCAUGGCACCAGUGGCAGCUCCAAGACAAGGCACAGCAGGGCCAAUGUCCAUGCAGGGGCGUAGGACUAAAUCACGUGGAAGGAGCUCCCCCUUGCGGUGUGUUUUGAUAUUGCCAACUCCAUUUUGUUAUUGGUGUGGUUCUUUGCCUUUACAAUUCAAUGUGAUGACACUACGAUGAGCUAAGAAGGAGGGUGGAGGGUGAAAAAGAGCAGAGUCAUGGGGAGGGAAAGAGCGAGGGAGAGACUCAUCUGGCCUAAACGGACAGGAGGAGUCAUCACCGGUCCAGGAAUCCAAGACUCUCUCUCCCUCUUCACUUCCUCUCGCUCUCCAUCAAUCCCCCUUUCACUCACUCAUUGUCACAUUCUUUCUUUCAUUCACUCAUUGUCACACGGAAUGAGUGAGCUGAAGUAUUUCGCUUCCUCUCUUCUCCUCCUCCCUCUUACCUCCAUCUGUUUUUCUCUCCUCUCCUUCAUCUAAACCCAUCAUUCCCCAGCCAUCCAGAGGGGUUUCCAUGGUGACUAGGACAGUGAGACUUUACCAGCUCACUUCUUUAGAAAUUAUUGUUGACUCAACGUCGUCAAUGUCUAAGCUUGUAUGUGUUUGUGCAUGCUUUUGGGUCAGAGUGAACUUGAGUCAGUUUCUCUGUGAGGGUGUGUAGUGUACUACUUUUGUGUCAGGUCAGAGUGAACUUGAGUGCAUCAGAUAUGUAUGAUGGCAUGUGCAGUAUGAGUGUGGAAUGCCGUAGUGUGUAGAACUGGGACACACUUGUCUUUUAGCACCUUUAGGUUCACGAAUGCUGUUCCAGUGAAUUUGUUUGACUAACAUGCUUGUCUGAACAACAUACUGUACCUGUGAAUGUGUAGGGAUUUAGAUUGUUCAUUUGCCAGCAGUCUUACACACGUCAUCAUGAAUCACCCUUUAUUUAUCUGGGCAGGUUGAGGAUGGAUUCAAAUUUUCCAAAUAAAUGUUUUACAUGCAUUGAAGUAUGUGACUACGUCUUCACCAGAAGUUUUUAAUUGAAUAUUAUGACAGUGGUACCUCUUUCGGUAAACCCCACAUACUCUCUCUCCAUCUCCCGCCCCUCAGUCUCCCCCCAGUAAGAAGAGGAAGCUGGAGAAGUCUCGUAAGCCACUGUCCUUCAUGCUGCUGCAGCCCACAGUGAAGGAGCUGCAGUCCCAGGCCUCCUCUAUAGGCUGUCCCUCCAACCCCAGGCCUGUAGAGACCAUCACUGCCUGGCUGGAGAAGACACUCAGUGACCUAAAGGUAAACACACACAGGGUUUUUUCAGGAUAAAAAACGGGCUUAGUUGGUGGGCGUGGUCAACCCAGGCCUGUGUGCAAGAAUUUUAAAGGCACCCAUCUUGGCAGGGGAGAGCAAAUUUUGCUGUUUUUAAAGCUGAUUUCCUGCAAUUCUACACAUUUUGCCAUGGAGCUGAGAAAAUGUUGCGGUUUAAAAAUGAAUUUCCUGCAAUUCUACGCAUUUUUCCAUGGCUUAUGCUGUGUUAUUAUUAGUGCUGAGCGAUUACUGCUUUUUGAGGUCCGUUUCAGCUCGAUUAUUUUAAAAAAAUCACUGUUUUCAAUUUAGAUUAUAAAAAAUAAAAAAAACAUUACAUGCACAAUGCAUUAUGUGGGUUGAAUGCUAUAACACAGAAUAAAACAAUUAAUAAAAGUCCCAUGAUGGUAGUGACUGCCCAUUACUGCUUAAUCAAUUAUUAACCAUAAUUUAUUCACAUUACUUUAAUAAAAUAGUUUUGUUCUUGUGUAUACAGUGAGGGAAAAAAGUAUUUGAUCCCCUGCUGAUUUUGUACGUUUGCCCACUGACAAAGAAAUGAUUAGUCUAUAAUUUUAAUGGUAGGUUUAUUUGAACAGUGAGAGACAGAAUAACAACAAAAGAAUCCAGAAAAACGCAUGUCAAAAAUGUUAAAAAUUGAUUUGCAUUUUAAUGAGGGAAAUAAGUAUUUGACCCCCUCUCAAUCAGAAAGAUUUCUGGCUCCCAGGUAACGAGCUGAGAUUAGGAGCACACUCUUAAAGGGAGUGCUCCUAAUCUCAGCUUGUUACCUGUACAAAAGACACCUGUCCACAGAAGCAAUCAAUCAAUCAGAUUCCAAACUCUCCACAAUGGCCAAGACCAUAGAGCUCUCCAAGAAUGUCAGGGACAAGAUUGUAGACCUACACAAGGCUGGAAUGGGCUACAAGACCAUCGCCAAGCAACUUGGUGAGAAGGUGACAACAGUUGGAGCGAUUAUUCGCAAAUGGAAGAAACACAAAAUAACUGUCAAUCUCCCUCGGCCUGGGGCUCCAUGCAAGAUCUCACCUCGUGGAGUUGCAAUGAUCAUGAGAACGCUGAGGAAUCAGCCCAGAACUACACGGGAGGAUCUUGUCAAUGAUCUCAAGGCAGCUGGGACCAUAGUCACCAAGAAAACAAUUGGUAACACACUACGCCGUGAAGGACUGAAAUCCUGCAGCGCCCGCAAGGUCCUCCUGCUCAAGAAAGCACAUAUACAGGCCCGUCUGAAGUUUGCCAAUUAACAUCUGAAUGAUUCAGAGGAGAACUGGGUGAAAGUGUUGUGGUCAGAUGAGACCAAAAUCGAGCUCUUUGGCAUCAACUCAACUCGCCAUGUUUGGAGGAGGAGGAUUGCUGCCUAUGACCCCAAGAACACCAUCCCCACCGUCAAAAAUGGAGGUGGAAACAUUAUGCUUUGGGGGGGUUUUUCUGCUAAGGGGACAGGACAACUUCACCGCAUCAAAGGGACGAUGGACGGGGCCAUGUACCGUCAAAUCUUGGGUGAGAACCUCCUUCCCUCAGCCAGGGCAUUGAAAAUGGGUCGUGGAUGAGUAUUCCAGCAUGACAAUGACCCAAAUCACAUGGCCAAGGCAACAAAGGAGUGGCUCAAGAAGAAGCACAUUAAGGUCCUGGAGUGGCCUAGCCAGUCUCCAGACCUUAAUCCCAUAGAAAAUCUGUGGAGGGAGCUGAAGGUUCGAGUUGCCAAACGUCAGCCUCGAAAACCUUAAUGACUUGGAGAAGAUCUGCAAAGAGGAGUGGGACAAAAUCCCUCCUGAGAUGUGUGCAAACCUGGUGGCCAACUACAAGAAACGUCUGACCUCUGUGAUUGCCAACAAGGGUUUUGCCACCAAGUACUAAGUAAUGUUUUGCAGAGGGGUCAAAUACUUAUUUCCCUCAUUAAAAUGCAAAUCAAUUUAUAAAAAUUUUGACAUACGUUUUUCUGAAAUUUUUUGUUGUUAUUCUGUCUCUCCCUGUUCAAAUAAACCUACCAUAAAAAUUAUAGACUGAUCAUUUCUUUGUCAGUGGGCAAACGUACAAAAUCAGCAGGGGAUCAAAUACUUUUUUCCCUCACUGUACCUAUAAAAAGUCUACACCCUGUUGAACUUUUUUUUCACAUUUUGUUGCGUUACAAAGUGCGAUUUAAUACACUGUAUAUACAAAAGUAUGUGGACACCCCUUCAAAUUAGUGGAUUCGGCUAUUUCAGCCACACCCGUUGCUGACAGGUGUAUAAAAUUGAGCACACCGCCAUGCAAUCUCCAUAGACAAACAUUGGCAGUAGAAUGGCCUUACUGAAAAGCUCAGUGAUUUUGGUCUGGUGCGGUUUUUCAUGGUUCGGGCUAGGCUCCUUAGUUCCAGUGAAGGGAAAUCUUAAUGCUACUGCAUACAGUGACAUUCUAGAUGAUUCGGUGCAUCCAACUUUGUGGCAACAGUUUGGGGAAGGCCUUUUCCUGUUUCAGCAUGACAAUGCCCUAUGCACAAAGCGAGGUCCAUACAGAAAUGGUUUGUCGAGAUCUGUGUGGAAGAACUUGACUGGCCUGCACAGAGCCCUGACCUCGACUCCAUCGAACACCUUUGGGAUGAAUUGGAACACCGACUGUGAGCCAGGCCUAAUCGCCCAACAUCAGUGCCCAACCUCACUACUGCUCUUGUGGCUGAAUGGAAACAAGUCCCUGCAGCAAUGUUCCAACAUCUAGUGGAAAGCCUUCUUAGAAGAGUGGAGGCUGUUAUAGCAGCAUAGGGGGGACCAACUCCAUAUUAAUGCCCAUGAUUUUGGAAUUAGAUGUUUGACGAGCAGGUGUCCACAUACUUUUGGUCAUGUAGUUUAUUUAAUUGUAAUUUUUUGUCAACAAGCUACACAAAAUACUCUGUCAAAGUGGAAGAAAAAGUAUAUAUUGUUCAAUAUUUGCACAAAAUUCUUAGUUCUAUCAAGGUGUUGGAUCAUGGCUAGACACCAUUUUCAAGACUUGCUAUAGAUUUUCAAGCAGAUUUAAGUCAAAAGUGUAACUUGCCCACUCAGGAACAUUCACUGUCUUCUUGAUAAGCAACUCCAGUGUUUCCUCUAGUGCUUAGCUCCAUCCCGUUUCUUUUCAUCCUGGAAAACUCCCCAGUCUUUGCCUAUGUCAAGCAUACCCAUACCAUGAUGCAGCCACCACCAUGCUUGAAAACAAGGAGGCAGUUACUCACUGAUCUGUUGUUGGAUUUGCCCCAAACAUAAGGCUUUGCAUUUAGGCCAAAAGGUGUGUUUUUGCCGUAUUACUUUAGUGUCUUUUGCACACAUGUUUUGGAAUAUUUUGUAUUCUUCUUUUCACUCUGUCAUUUAGGUCAUUAUUGUGAAGUCACUACAAUGUUGAUCCAUCCUCAGUUUUCUCCCAUCACAGCCAUUGAACUCUGUAGCUGUUUUAAAAUCACCAAUGGCCUCAUGGUGACAUCCCUAAGCAGUUUCCUUCCUGUCCUUCAGUUCAAAAGGACGACUGCAUCUUUGAUGUGUCUGGGUGGUUUAAUACAUCAUCCAUAGCAUAAUUAUUAACUUGACCAUUCUUAAAGAGCCUUUCAAUGUCUUAUUUGUUAUUGUUACCCAUCUACCAAUCACUGGCUUUCGAAAAGCUCCCUGGUCUUUGUAGUUUAAUCUGUGCUUGAUAUUCAAUACUUGACAGAGACCUUACAGAUGUUGUUUGUAUGGGGGACAGAGGAAGGGUUAGUCAUAAAAAAAAUGUCAACCCCUAUUAUUUCACACAGUGAGUCCAUAUAACUUGUGAUUUGUUAAGCCAAAUUUUACUUCUGAAUUAAUUUAGGCUUGCCUAAAACAAAAGGGGUGAAUAGUUAUGCAACGGCUAUAUUUUUUCACUUUGAUCUACACAAAAUACUCCAUAACGUCAAUGACAAAAAAUUGCAAAUAAAUCUAUUUCAAUCCCACUUUGUAAAGCAACAAAAUUUGAAAAAAUAUUCAAGGUGGUGUAGACUUUCUAUAGGCAUUAUUACAUUUGUUUUAUUUGAUGAUUUUAUUACAUUCCACGUGACCAUCUCAUCUCUAAAGAGCUGCUGUCUGACAAAAAUCACUAUUUUAGUAGUACUUCAAAGUAUAUCAGGCAUACUUUUAUGACUGCUGAAUACCAACUAUCAGUCACUUAGAUAAUGUAUUUUCAGGUAGAGAUACCUCGAAGCAACUCCUCUCUAUCCCUCAGCGAUUCUCUCUCGCUGUGUCUACCCCACACUAACCUAAUGUAGCAGGCAUAAAAGAAACACAGCACACAGACCCCACAAGUAGGCACGUAAUGGAUUAUGGUCAUUGUAGUUAAUUACCACAUUUUCUGCACUAAACUAUGUAGAAUAUUGGACUGUUGGAAACUACAGCUCCUUACUAACUCCCACAGUUCGGGCUUGAUCUGAAAAUGGAAUUCAAAUAAUUGAAUGGACAUCGGUCAAUUAGUUGUUAAAAAAAUUAAAUGUUUUGGUUAAUCGCUCAGCACUAGUUCUAAUGCUCAAACAUAAGGAAAUCAAUUGGGCCCCAAAAUACUCCUGAAUCCGUCAUUAUUUGAAUUUUAGAUUCUCCCUGACUGUCUAGCUUAUACAAAAAAAAAAAUAGGUCCAUUAUCAUUUCUACAUACUUUUUAAAUAUGGUUUUAGUCGUUUUAUAUUUACACUGAAAAUUAUUUUCCAUCCCGAAAAAUAUGUAUUUUUCAAAUACGUUUUUUUUAUUACUGUUUGGACUUAGGCAGCCCGCCCAAUACUUUUCUAUGCAGAAAAAACCCUGACACAUACAGCAAUUACAAAAACACUCCGAAACACACAUCACAAGUCCACACUCACUUAGGCACCACACACAGACAACUCCUUAAUCAUUUACAUGUACACAACUCAUUCAUGGACAUACAUACCUUACUGCAAACACACACCCUAACCCAGUUUCUCCAACAGAGGUAUACAAAUCAUAGAUUGUAGACUCAAAAUACACAGCAACCGUGUCAUCUGUGUUCUGCAGGUGCUGCACAAGCGUGUCCCUUGUGGGAGGAAGGAGCAGAGUCUGUUCGUGACGGCUGUGGAGAACACCUGGAUCCACAGGAGACAGAGACGCAGAGACCAGGGCCGACACCUCAGAGAGCUGCCCAGAGCACCCCCCAGUGGUACUUCUACCACCCUUUCCUCAGCCACAGCCCAGCACCCACAGAGCCAGCAGCACUCCUCUACACACACCCCGGAUAGCUCACACUCAGAUUUACACACUCCCACAGCAGCACAGGGGCCAGGCAGUGUUCCACAGUCAGGGACCAACCGGGCCGAUGGAGCCGACUCUCAGGGGGUCAUCUGUGUCCCAGUAGAGAACAGUGGGACAGAGGAGGAUGUCAUCAUGGAGUCUUCUCCUAUCUCUACAACACCCAAUACCACACUGGCACAGACCGCACUACCCACCACGACACAGAAACAGGAAACCACCCCACAGGAAGUACCUACUGAAACACAGGAAGAGGAAGUCAAUGCCACUGGACAGGAAGUGAUGCAGCCACAGAGCCCCAGCGCUGUACAACACUUCCUAUUCAAGUGCUUGGUUUACGUGAAGGCUGAGGAGCAGGACGUUGCCGUGGAGAUACACUGGGUGGAAGGCCAAAACAAGGACGUGAUGAACCAACUGUGUACCUACCUGAAGAACACUCUGUUUAAAUUGGUGGCCAAGCCACUGGGG
Molecule: messenger RNA, 31562 nt
Organism: Coregonus sp. 'balchen'
Lineage: Eukaryota; Metazoa; Chordata; Actinopteri; Salmoniformes; Salmonidae
Source: the annotation of a GenBank genome assembly